CUACUUUUUCCCCAACUAAUUUUCCCUAGGGCUCUCUCUAGCUCUCUCUCUCUCUCUCUCUCUCUCUCUCUCUGGAAAUCGAGGACCGCCAUGAUUGAGCAAGCUUGAGGUUUGAAGGCCUUCUCCUGAGACACAUAGAGAGGGGUUUUGUCUUCUCCGUCUUCGUCCUCGUCUUUGUCUUCUGCUUGUUGUGGCUGGCUCCUUCUUCGGGAGUUUGGUGGUCGGGGGAGUUAGGGUUAGGGUUUCUUCUUCCCAGUCUAUGCUGCUGGCGCCAUGAAUGGUCUCGUCGACGGUCCGGAUUUGAACAAGGAGGUCGUGGUGGGCGAGAAGGAUGAAAAUUAUAAGUUAAGUGUUGGGCGCAGGGAGGAAACCGUUGAGAAGCACGUACCGGCCGAGCGUGCGGCUUGUGAAGGUUCCGGCGGGGAAGGUGAUCCGGAUGAAAAGAUGGAGCACGCCCCUCAGGGUGGUGGGAGCGAAGCGAAGGAUGAGUUCGUGUGUGUCGCGGAGUCGUCUGCGCUCGUUCCUGAUGGAGAGGGCGGUGCCGGUAACGAGGUGGUGGUGAAGGCGCCUGUUGAAGUUGUCCAGGUAGUUAGUGAAGGUCUGGCUGAGGGAGCUGUACCAUUGGAAGAGAGAGCCGAUGUAAAGGACGGUGGUGGGGAUGAAGUGGCAAACGCACCCAUUCCCGACGGGGCAGCGAGUGUGGCUGUACCAGAUGGACGGGGCGAUGUCUCUGACCCUGUGACGGAGAAAGUUGCGGAAGUGGUCCGUGAAGGUGUGAUCGAGGAGGUCGUAGUGGUGGUGGAAAAGCGUGUUGAAGUGGAAACCAUUUGUGGGGAUAUUGACGGGAACAACCUUGGGAAUUCGAAUAUCGAGGAUAAUAAUUCUGCAGAUGAACCAAAAGAUCUUUCCGUUGAUGAUGAUCCGAAGAAGCAGAAAAUUGCAGAUGUCAAUGCAAGUGCACAGGCGGGGUUUGGUCUUGCAACAGGAGUAGGGAGUUCAGACGUUGAGAAUGAUGGAGUCAAGCUUGAUCAAACGGCUGAAGAUAAGGCUAAGGGGCCUGAUUUUGCGGUUGGCGGAGAAGGGAGUUCAAGCUUUGAGGUAGUGAAGCUUGAUCAAACAGCUGAAGAUAAGACUAAGGGGGCUGAUUUUGCGGGUGGCGGUUCUGCAGAUUUGGGCAAGGCUCAAGCUGCGGCUGCGGUUGUGGAGGUGACUCGUUUGGAAAAGAUUGAGGUUGUUGAGUCAGAGCUUAUUGCCGUCGGUGAUGGUUCUGAUUUAGUUGUGGCAAAGGCUAGCGUGUCAUCUGGAGUUACGAAUGUAGAUCAUGUCUCUCCUGAUGGCAGUGAAAAAGCUGAGGAAUCGCGGAAAGAAGAUGACGGUUCAGCGGCAGAACAGAGUAACGGGACUAGUGUUAGUCCUGCAGAAGAGCACGCGGAAGUCCCCUUGCCUGAUAGGAACGAUGAUAGGUUGGUACAAACCACUGGAACCGAGGGUAUUGCCUGUCAGGACGAGGGUUCUGGUGGCGAAGGUGGAGGAGCAAAUGCAUUGCAUGAACAUGAAGAUGAAAAUGCUAAAGAACAAACUUUGAACUUGGAGAGUAACGUUGACCAUUCCAAGAAUGUCGCUGUAACUUCUUCUCUGGCUGAGGCUUCGAGCAUGGAUGGUCAGCAUAGCGGUACAGGUGGCAAUCCAACGGAUAACAAUACCUUGGAUGAUGGCAAGCUUACAAGCUCUGUGUCAGAUGGCUUGCAUAAUGCUCGAGCUGAUGAUUCUAAGGUGAACGACUCAUUGGCUGGCGAGACUCAGAACAAUGGUGGUAUCGAGACAAACGGAAAUGCAGAUGUGGGACAUCAAAAUGUCAAAAAGGAAGAUUCCGCCCUUGGGAAGCAUGACGUUACAGCGGAUGGGGAUGAGAGUGAGGAAGCUAAGAGCGAUGAAAAGAUUGAACUGGUUGAAUCCAUCUCUGAAGAAAAAUCUGAUGAUCAUGUAGCUGGCAUGGACCAAGCUGAUGAUGUUAGUGAUGAAAAGGUGCAUGAAAGCAAAGACAUGGAAACUGACGAAGGCUUUGAAGAUGACGAAGUGCACGAAAUGUCGUAUUUUGAGGAGGUCCUCCCUGAGGACGUCCUGUCUCAAGAGGAUACUUUUUCUGUUGGCGACAUAAUAUGGGGAAAAAUAAGGAGUCAUCCGUGGUGGCCUGGCCAGAUAUUCGAUGCCUCAGAUUCAUCUGAAAAGGCAUUAAAAUAUUCGAAAAGGGAUACUUUUUUGAUAGCUUACUUUGGGGACCGCACUUUUGCAUGGUGUGAUGAGUCUCAGUUGAAAUCAUUUUGGACAAACUUUGCAAGGAUGGAAAAACAGAGUAGUUCUAAUGCGUUUCUUAAUGCCAUGGAUUGUGCGUUGGAAGAAGUUGCUAGGCGGACAGAGCUGGGGGUGACAUGCAGCUGUUUCCCAGAAGAAGCCUAUAAGAAGCUUAAGAGCCCUGAGGUUGAGAAUGCAGGCAUACGUGAAGGAAUAACUGUACCAGACGAUGUUGGGAGGUCUUUGUCGGUUGCAUCAUUUAAGCCAGAGAAAUUUCUUGAAUAUGUCAAAGAGUUGGCUUUGUUUUCCCCCAAGAAGCGCACUAACAGGUUGGAACUUACAUUUGUUCAAGCUCAGUUAUCUGCAUUUUACUCUGCCAAAGGGUAUUUAAAUCUUCCAGCAUUUCAUAUUUAUGGAGGAUUAUCUGGUGAUGAGACUGGCCUUUCACCCUUGAAAGAAUCUCGUUCUGGAGGUUCUGUUGGCAUUGCUACCCCGAGUCCAAGAAGGGAGGAGCCAACAACUCCUGCAUCACUUGCAGAAGGUGGAGAAGGGAAAAGCCAUGCUAGUUCAUCUCGGAAACGGAAACGACUUCUAGAAGAGAGUCCACAUCGUAGUAGAAAACAGAGGAGCCUAGCUGAGCUGAUGGAUAUGAAAGGCCGACAAAGGAAAAGCCAGAAAUCCAAGUCUGUCUCACCAUCUAGUGAGAAGAAAAAGGACUCUGAGUCGGUUUUGCUGUCAAGUGGAAAAAAAAGCCAGAAAUUUGAGUCUUCCUUGUCUAGUGGGAAGAAGAAGCCGAAAUCUGAGUCUAAACUUUCUAGUGGAAAGAAAAACCAGAAAUCUAAGUCCAUUUCACCAUCUAGUGGAAAGAAGAAGAAAGACUCAGAUUCAGCGGAAUUCUCUCAUAGAAGAGGGCGAAGAAGGUCUAUUUCUGGAGAUGCGGAAACUACUGGAGAGGAAGCACUUGAUGCUGCAAGUAGUGGCAAAGGAAAGAAGUCAAAGACUGGCUCUAAUGCUAGAGAGACUUCUAAAAAGAAGAGAAGAAGAUUUGACUCUUGUGAGAAUGUUGAAACUGCUGGGGAGGAGGCUCCUGAUGAUGUAAGUGGUGGUGUAUCAAAAGCUAGCAAGAAGCCUAAAUCUAGGUUGGUUUCGCCACCUAGUGGUAAAAGACAGGAAAAGGAUGAUACUAUAGCUACGCCUGGAGAUUCUACCCAAAAGAAAAGGAUCUCCAAUUUGUCAGGUAAUAUUGAUGCUGAAACUCCCCCCUUGCAGAAGUCCUUCAAGAUAGGAGACCGCAUCACUAAGGUUGCUAGCCAACUCACAGGUCCUCCGAUCAUUAAGUGCAAUAGUGAUGCUUCUCAAAAGGAUCUUACUGAUGUCAAGAUCGUGAAGGAUAAUAGGAGAGGCAGUGCUACCCCACUGACACCUAGAGCCAGUUCUGAUAAAAAAAAAGGGGUCCCAAGGAUAGAUUCUUCUUCUGAUGAAAUGUUAGCUUUACUUGGUACAGCUGCGGAGAAUCCUCUAAAAGGAAUAGAUUCAUCAUCUGAAGUAAUUGAUUUUUUCACAGACUUCAGGAGUUCACUUUAUGAAAAAGGUUCAUCCAAUAAGAGGUAUAAGAAGUCAGUAGAAAAACGGGAUCAAGACCAGAAAUCAGGUGGGAAAACAUCUUCCGAUUCACAAUCUGAAGGGAAGAAGUCAUCGGAUGCCAAACCCAGGAAAGGCAAAUCUGCUGGCUCUAAAACUACUGUUGAUUAUAGCAGCCCAGAAGAAGGAUCGUCAAAAACUGGGCAGAAAAGGAAAGCUAAAUCCUCUAAAGAAAGUCCGGUAAAGAAACAAAAGUUUACUUCUCAACAAUCAACAUCUCCUUCGGUAGGGUUAAAGCGUGACUCUGAGAGGGAACCAGCAGUGGGUGUAACCGACUCGGAAUUGAGUAAAGACUUGCAAGAGGAAAACAGGACAGGCAAUUUGGAUGAGAAAUCUGGUGAAGAAUGCUCUCCUACAGCACUAAUAUUGACAUUUACUGAAGGGGAUACCCUUCCCUCAGAAGCUGAUUUAAGUAGAAUAUUUAGCCGAUAUGGCCCCCUUGAAGAGUCAGAAACUGAAGUUCUUAGGAAGACCAGCCGUGCCAGGGUGGUCUUCAAGAAACGUCCAGAUGCAGAAGUUGCUUUCAGCAGUGCUGGUAAAUUCAGCAUUUUUGGACCGUCACUUGUCAGUUACAGGCUUAGGUAUCUUUCUUCAACAUCCAAAGAUUCUCCAAGAUCUGCAAUGCGGGGCAUAAAAGAAGCCGCAUCUGCAGAUGGAAAUAUAAAGUCUCCGUUUCCUGGAUAAGAUGAGAUAAGGACUGCAGUGUGUAUUGCAGGCAAAGUGCAAAAUUAAUGAACUGGAGACUCAUAUCAUCAUCAGUAUGUCAUGUUCAACGAUGGUAAGGACGAAGGUGUAUUUAACGAAGGGAGCUCCUUGGACAGUUAGGAUGUUUCAGACGCUGUAGUUAGCUGACGGUUUUCUCCCCAUCCUGUACCUUUUGUUGGAUUAGGUAUCAUCAUCAUGCCAUUGGCAUGUAUUUACAUGUACUCAGUCGGAGCAAUGUAUACAGAAUGUACCUUGAAAUUGCAGUUGGAUGAAUAUCUGACAGCUUUGUCACGUUCAUGGUCCAAAUUUUCACCUGCAGGGGACCUAUGUUGUACUAUGUUCUUGUGGCCAUUUUACAGCAUUUUCAGCUUUUUUAGUAAUAAAUCCAAGUGCCUUGCUGCUAACA
Molecule: messenger RNA, 5044 nt
Organism: Nymphaea colorata (pocket water lily)
Lineage: Eukaryota; Viridiplantae; Streptophyta; Magnoliopsida; Nymphaeales; Nymphaeaceae
Product: PWWP domain-containing protein 3-like
Exons: 3
Coding region: 274-4617 (1447 amino acids)
Source: RefSeq, a predicted model, not a curated record